AUGCAUAUUGUACCAGCUAUAAAAGAUUCAUUUCCACAAGUUUAUGCUGUCUAUGUAUUUUGUUUUGAUAUUGUAAGACAAUUAAAUUGGGCAUUAAAAUGUAUUGAUACCGGAUUUCUUAUGUUUGAUGAUGAUAUAAAAUUACGUUUACGUAUAAUCAGAGAUAUGGGACAAUAUUUUAUUGAAAAAGGAUGUGAAUAUUUAAAAUUAAAUGUAGCAACUCGGGCAUUGGAAUAUUUUACUGCAGCUAAACGAUUAUUUAUACGUGCUAAUAAGUUAGAACGUGAAGAUUAUGUAACACAUAUUGAUCUUCUAGAACAAAUAUUGAUACCACUAGCUGAAGAACAGCAAACGAAAUCUGAAUGCGAUGACGAUGGAAAAAAUGCUGUAGAGUGUGAUCUACUAUAA
Didymodactylos carnosus is the source of this 408-nucleotide messenger RNA. Lineage: Eukaryota; Metazoa; Rotifera; Eurotatoria; Philodinida; Philodinidae. The record is from the annotation of a GenBank genome assembly.